UAAACCUCUCGGGGUGAGAAUGUAGUCACACUCAGAAACAAGUCGAGCACUCGUGGUACCGCCGAGGACACGACAUGCGUCCGCUUCUGUUCUCAGCUUUCCUGCUCUCCUCGUUACUCAUCAGCCCCAGCUCAGGUAAAUGGUGCUAUGAGUCCCAGGAUCCAUGUAGAAACAAUUGCACAGGACCAAAAAUAUGGCAUCAGAUUGAAGAACAUAGUGAAUGUGCAAUGAAGAGACAGUCUCCUAUAAACAUCGUGACUAACCAAGCCAAACCCAGCUCAAACCUCAAAACCUUUGAUUUUGAGGAUUAUGAUGAAACUUUUAACACAUUUAUUAGAAAUAAUGGCCAUUCAGUUAAGGUGAAUCUAUCCUCCACCAUAACGAUCAGCAGUGGCAAUCUGACAGGGCGCUACAGAGCAGUAGAGUUCCACCUGCACUGGGGCUCUGACACCUCCCCUGGAUCAGAGCACACGAUCGACGGCGAGCAGUAUCCCAUGGAGCUGCACAUUGUUCACAUUAAAGAAACUUACAAGAAUGUACAUGAAGCCAUGAAAGAUAAGUCUGGCAUUGCAGUUCUGGGAUUCUUUUAUGAGGAAUCCAGCACUGAGAAUCCAAACUACAACCUGAUCACUGAAGCCUUAUCAAAAAUCAACAAAUCUGGAGAGAGCGUCGCAUUGCAUGGGUUGACACUGGACAAACUCAUCCCAGCAAAAGAGAACAGGACAAAAUACUACCGCUAUGAGGGCUCGCUCACCACUCCUUCCUGCGCUGAAGCUGUUGUGUGGACUGUGUUUGAAAAUCGAAUUCCACUCAGCAAACGGCAGUUGUCAGCUUUUCACAAUAUUUCAUUCAGCGAUGGGAGGCCUAUGACUGAAAAUUUCAGGCCUGUUCAGCCCAGGAAUGGUCGGGUGGUCUAUGUAUCUGGAAGCAGCAUUAUUUUUGGCAGCGCUGUGCUUCUGUUCACCUCGGUACUCACCUCAGUUGGGACAUCCUGGCUCCACUGAAAUUACUGCUGUGUCGCCAUUUACAGAAAUGGUCUCAUCCAAAACUUGUUCAAGUUUACACGUUUACUGUUCACCCUGUCCUAAAGCACCUCAGCCAUGUCCAGAGUGAUUCACAGAUGUUUGGACAAUGAAAGAGCCAUCCAUAUUAACAUCCUUCUGCACAACUUCACCAUGUCAUGUGACCUCAAUACUGGCUUGGCCGAGCCCUUUUCUAUAGAGGAUCAAUGUCAUGCUGCAGGUACCCCAUGCUUUUGCAAACGAGACUACAGCAGAUUGAAUUAAGAGUAGAAAUGGAUCGAUGCCAACUUUAGGAACUUGGAUACGUUUCUUUCCUUCCUGCAUUUGGAGUGAAACCCACACAUUUUUUUUGUUUUCUGAGGGACAAUGGCAAGUAAUGGACCCUGUGCAGCAUCUGGGCCAAUUCUUAAAGGCGUGCCUGUUAUUUUAUGACAGAAAAGUUUUGUUACAUUUGACAGCAAAGCAAAACUUAUUUAUUACAUGGAAGGUAACUCAAGUUCAGGAGGGAAGACAGUAACAAGGCAAUCUCUAGCCUGCUGUUCCUAAUCAUAAUCACUACUGAAAUUAGAUAUACAGUACACACCCAACACAAACACCUCCUUUUGCGUUUGUCUCAUGCAUUGCUCCUCCACUCCAUCUCCACCUGACUACACCCCCCCGGGUUGAACCCCCCUCUCUGAAUGGGGCUUGGGUCUCCUUGCCCUUAACCAAGGGAGUUAAGCCAAAACCAUCCAACCUAAAAUACUCAGACAUUCACAAAAUAUUGUCUUUGAUUCUUGGAUCUUGUUGUCCCUUGUGAACUUUUCUUAAAGGUGUCACCCUACUGAUGAGCAGUGAAAUAAGAAUGAAGAAUGUUUCAGUACUGUUUAGCUUUGUGUCUAUAUCUACCAAGUAGAUGGGCAAUGUUAGUUGAAUCAGUCAAGGUGUAUGAUGUAUUACAAAUGCAUUCUGAACCGAUGAAGUGUACAGUGUUUCAUUCAAUUUCCAUUAGUCUUCUAUUAUGAUUAAUCGUGCAUUGAUAAAGAAGAGCAAGCUAUGAUCCUCAAAAACAAAUACUCGAAUUAAGAUGUGUCUCGCAUGUUUGCACUGUCUUAAGUUAAAUUAUUUAUAUUUUAUCCUGUAUUGCAAUAUUCGAAAAUCUAUAUGUAAAUGGAUGUGGGCAAAUAACAUACAGUAUGUUGUAUAAUUAACAACAUUGACAUAUUUAGACAAUGUCUGCCUGGAUUUUCCUCCCCCUUAAACAUUUGUUAUAUCUCUGCAGCAGAACAUAGCAGGGGCCUGGUUCAGGUCUUAAAUUGAAGCUAAACUAUUUUAUUAAGAAUAAUCAUAUCAUUUUCAAAGGUGAAUAAAACCAACCAUAUCAAUUAUCAAGAAUGUUUAUGAUGAAUGUUUUUGUAGUGAAAUUAUAAUAUAAUUCAUUUUACAAUAUGUCUACAAUGCUGGAAUUAGAAUAUCAUAUACACUGUUACUGAUGGUCUUGCUACUGUAAUAAAAUUGAUAAGGAGAAUGUUUUGCCUUUUAAAAUUCAAGAAUAAAAAAUCAUAGUACUUUUUUUUAUUUUGCACGGUCA
Lepisosteus oculatus (spotted gar) is the source of this 2592-nucleotide messenger RNA. RefSeq names its product carbonic anhydrase IV a (gene ca4a). Gene Ontology annotation, cellular component: plasma membrane. The record is from RefSeq and is a predicted model, not a curated record. Lineage: Eukaryota; Metazoa; Chordata; Actinopteri; Semionotiformes; Lepisosteidae. Gene Ontology annotation, biological process: one-carbon metabolic process. Gene Ontology annotation, molecular function: carbonate dehydratase activity; zinc ion binding.